Coprinopsis cinerea okayama7#130 is the source of this 1671-nucleotide messenger RNA. RefSeq lists its product as hypothetical. NCBI's taxonomy places the organism in Eukaryota, Fungi, Basidiomycota, Agaricomycetes, Agaricales, Psathyrellaceae. Bases 1 to 1671 code for a protein of 556 amino acids. The record is from RefSeq and is a predicted model, not a curated record. The transcript has a single exon.
AUGGACGAACAACUUGAAAGCUCGCAGCUUGCCAUCGACUCUCAGAUUCGGCACCACGCAAAAGAAAUCAUCCGACUGGAAGCCUUUCAUAUAGCACGAAUACGCGAUCUGAAGACACAGCGAAACACGUUUGCAAAAAUAUGCCGUUUGCCCAUAGAAGUCCUCUGCAGUAUAUUUAUGCAACUUAAGUGGGCGCUCGAGGCCGAACACAACCGCAGGUACCACUUGAAAUGGAUCGUCGUCUCCCACAUCUGCCGGCACUGGAGAGAGGCGGCCCUGCGGUUUCCGCAGCUUUGGUCGUCGAGUAUCAGCACGGCCUUUGGCCACCAGUGGAUACGACUCAUGUGCGAAAGGUCGGGAGGGGCGCCCCUGUCAGUAAACAUCGACGUCGCGCUUUCAAGAAUACGGAGAGACAAGUUUGCCACUGUAUUGGGGGAAAUACUCGCGAAAAGCUCGCAGUUCGCUCGCCUUUCCGUCAGGCUCUACGAUAGCGACCUCCAGACCCACCUCCCGAGCUUGACGGCACCAGCGCCUCUUCUAGAAACGCUUUCCAUCACAAAGAUGAACCAGUCGGCCUUCCGAGUCAGUCCCUCGCUCCCGGCUAUACCACACGAUCUCUUCGGCAACGAAACACCACGCUUGAAACACCUUCAUUUGUCGGGUUGCUACCUGCCUCUAAACUCGCAGCUUUUCUCCGGCUUGACAUCGCUGAAGGUCGAGUUCUGCGAUUCAGCACUUGAUCGCCCGCAUCCCCUCCAGGACGUGCUUUCUGCCCUGUCGAGAAUGCCCGACCUCGUCCAUCUGCACGUCACUGACAUUCGAAUUACCGGAUCUUGUCAGCAAACAGUGUCCCUGCCGCACCUCGAGAAGUUACGGUUGUCCUUCUCUGCUUUAAAUGUCUCCCAGCUCCUUUGUCGCCUUCAGUUGCCAGCAUCGGUCAAAGCAAACAUUACCUUCCGUGAGGUGGAACCAUCGCACCGGCACUCUGUCCUCGAAGCGAUUCAUACCUUCAAAUCCCGACAUUCCGACCCUGAUAACCCAAUCCGUAUCAAGUCCUGUUGGGUCCGAUACAAAGAAAACAACAUCUUUUUCGUGGGGACGACGUCGGUGUCACACGAAAGCUAUCUCUGCGACGACACAGACCCUCCCGGCUCCAGUCAACUCCAAUUGGAAAUACUCCAGACGCGUCACAGGUCACUCUGCGCCACGGACCUGGCCUCAGCGCUCUCACUGGGCCACGUGGAAAAGCUACACUUGCUGGGGGACAUCGACCCUACGCAAGAACGUUCGAUACUCUUGGCCUUCCCUUCCACCCGGACCUUGAACGUCGCGAAACUGCAACGGGAGAAUCUCAUCAUAGAAUGCCUCAAGACCGAUCCAGCGUUUUCCACUCCGCCAUCGGUAUCGUCAGAUUGCGCCCGGGUGACCUACUUCCCACUCCUCGAGCGGGCUUCAUUUGCGUGUAUCGACAAUCCCAGCGACUUUGUGGAUGCUUGGGCGCUUCGAGCUGCGAAUGGAUCGCGGCUCAAGGUGUUGGACCUCCGAUAUUGCAGGGGUACGACUACCAGGGACGAGGGUCUGAUAUCCAAGCUGAGGGAAGUGGUGGACGAGGUGUUGGUGUCUAAUCACCACUACGCGCUGCCAUGGGAGACUCUACCUGCGGCUUGGUAA